Messenger RNA from Cynocephalus volans (Philippine flying lemur), 1506 nucleotides. It is a transcript of the gene SLC2A6, whose product is annotated as solute carrier family 2 member 6. The record is from RefSeq and is a predicted model, not a curated record. The transcript is spliced from 10 exons. Lineage: Eukaryota; Metazoa; Chordata; Mammalia; Dermoptera; Cynocephalidae. Bases 1 to 1506 code for a protein of 501 amino acids. Gene Ontology annotation, molecular function: transmembrane transporter activity. Gene Ontology annotation, cellular component: membrane. Gene Ontology annotation, biological process: transmembrane transport.
AUGCAGGAGCCGCUGCUGGGAGCCGAGGGCCCGGACUACGACACCUUCCCCGAGAAGCCGCCACCGUCGCCGGGGGUCGGGGCGCGCGACGGGGCCCUGCGGAACAAAAGGGUGUUCCUGGCCACCUUUGCUGCCGUGCUGGGCAACUUCAGCUUUGGGUAUGCCCUGGUCUACACGUCCCCAGUUAUCCCAGCCCUGGAGAACUCUUCAGAUCCAGACCUGCAUCUGACAAAAACCCAGGCAUCCUGGUUUGGGUCCGUGUUCACCUUGGGAGCAGCAGCUGGGGGCCUCAGUGCCAUGGUCCUCAAUGACUUCCUGGGCAGGAAGCUCAGCAUCAUGUUUUCAGCUGUGCCCUCAGCGGCAGGCUACGCGCUCAUGGCAGGUGCCCACGGCCUCUGGAUGCUGCUGCUGGGGAGGACGCUGACGGGCUUCGCUGGGGGGCUCACGGCUGCCUGUAUCCCGGUGUAUGUGUCUGAGAUUGCCCCCCCAGGUGUUCGCGGUGCCCUGGGGGCCACGCCCCAACUCAUGGCAGUGUUUGGAUCCCUGUUCCUCUACGCCCUUGGCCUGCUGCUGCCGUGGCGCUGGCUGGCCGUGGCCGGGGAGGGGCCUGCGCUCCUCAUGAUCCUGCUGCUCAGCCUCAUGCCCAACUCGCCGCGCUUCCUGCUGUCACGGGGCAGGGACGAGGAGGCACUGCAGGCUCUGGCCUGGCUGCGCGGGGCCGGCGCUGACGUCCACGGAGAGUUCGAGCAGAUCCAGGACAACGUCCGGAGACAGAGCAGCCGAAUGUCGUGGGCUGAGGCCCGGGACCCCCACAUGUACCGGCCCAUCCUCAUCGCCCUGCUGAUGCGCUUCCUGCAGCAGCUGACAGGCAUCACCCCCGUCCUGGUCUACCUGCAGUCCAUCUUCGACAGCACUGCCGUUCUGCUGCCCCCCCAGGACGAUGCAGCCAUCGUGGGGGCCGUGCGGCUCUUGUCAGUGCUGAUCGCCGCCCUCACCAUGGACCUCGCUGGCCGCAAGGUCCUACUGUUUGUCUCAGCAGCCAUCAUGUUUGCUGCCAACCUGACGCUGGGGCUGUAUGUCCACUUCGGUCCCAGGCCUCUGACCCCCAAUAGCACCAUGGGCAUCGAGACUGUACCCUUGGGGGGCACCCCGACCAACUACCUCACCCUGGUGCCCCUGCUGGCCACCAUGUUGUUCAUCAUGGGCUACGCCAUGGGCUGGGGGCCCAUCACCUGGCUGCUCAUGUCUGAGAUCCUGCCUCUCCGGGCCCGUGGCGUGGCCUCGGGGCUCUGCGUGCUGGUCAGCUGGCUCACCGCCUUCAUCCUCACCAAGUCCUUCCUGCUGGUGGUGAACGCCUCCGGUCUCCAGGUGCCUUUCUUCUUCUUUGCGGCUAUCUGCUUGGUGAACCUACUGUUCACAGGCUGCUGUGUGCCUGAGACCAAGGGCCGGUCACUGGAGCAGAUCGAGUCCUUCUUCCGCACCGGGAGGAGGUCCUUCCUGCGCUAA